UCUUCAUUCUCCGUGUAUGUCAGUAGUUAAAUGACAUAAGUAAUUUUUUUUCAACAUAAAAAUAUAUUUGAACUAUAUAAAUCAAAAUGCGUUAUUCAGCUUUGUUAUUAUUUAUAACAUUUGAACUUGCUUUGUUUCUCUAUGAGGCUGAAGGAAGAAGAAAAAUUUUGAGAGGUAGAAAAACCAUAACAAGAACAUAUAAUAAAACUUUGGGCAUACCAGCUUGGUUUUCAGUCACUCUCAUUGCAUUUGGAAUAUUAGCAGUCUCUGGUUUAAUAUUUGCUGCUCUUCAGAAAAUUAUUAUAAUUAACAACCAACCCCCACAAUCAUCAUCAGCAAAUGUACCAUUAACAUCAUGAACAACAUUUAUUUUAUUUAAGAGAUGUAUUUAAUCAAAUAAAUAACAAAGUAUAAUAGUUUUUUAAUUGAAUACUAAACAAGUUUUUUCAUUGUUUUAUUAAGGAAUAAAUUUCUUAGUGUGUGAUACUUAAUAGACAAAAUUAUAACAGACGUAUUUGUACAGAGAAAAACAAAUUCAUAGUUAACUUUGCUAUAUUAUAUUCAUAUGUAGUAACUAAAAAGUACAAAUAAUUUAUUCACGGUUUUUGGACUUCUUCAUACAAAUAUUUUAAAGAAUUGGCAGUUCCAAUGGCAGUGCCAAUGCACACAAUACCAAACCACAGACGAUCUGUAACUCCUUUUUUUAAAUAUACUGGCACACCAUCAGGUUGUUGAAAGUGUUUUUGCCAUUUUUUCAAUUCUGCUAACCGUGUGUCGUUUUGCAAACAACGACUAUUGUGAAUACUUCUAAUAAUCAUUUUUGAUGUACUUGAAGUAAUACGUCCUGACAUUUUUAUUCUGUAAAAUCAUAA
Molecule: messenger RNA, 872 nt
Organism: Daktulosphaira vitifoliae (grape phylloxera)
Lineage: Eukaryota; Metazoa; Arthropoda; Insecta; Hemiptera; Phylloxeridae
Gene: hoka
Exons: 3
Coding region: 87-359 (90 amino acids)
Source: RefSeq, a predicted model, not a curated record